CUGCCACAGCCCUUAACACACCCACCUCACAUCCCACCGCCACCAUGGCCCCUCACUCCGAUGAACACGAUUACCACCCCCAGGAUGCGCUCCAGGCCACCCUGAAGACCACUAUGCUCACCGGUGGAGCGGGUCUUUUCGCCUCCGCCGUUCAGAACACCCUGACCAGAAAGAACGUCGGACCGUGGGGUGUGUUCACGAGGACUGGCGGCACAAUCGGCAUCUUCGCCGCAAUGGGAGGUACCUACGCCUUUGUGAAGACCGCUUCCGCCAACCUUCGUCAAAAGGAAGACCACUACAACGUCGCGCUGGGAGGUUUCUUCUCCGGUGCUAUUCUGGGACUUAGACUCCGCACUUUCCCCGCAGUCCUGGGCUAUGGUGUUGGCCUGGCCGUCACCCUCGGCGCUUUCGAAUACACCGGUGGUUCGUUCUUCGGUCAGAGGCGGGAUCCCAAUGUCGACGAGUUUGAGCGCCGGGAGCGGAUCAGAACGGCAUACAGAACCUCCGGGGAGGAGACUCUUGCUCAGCUGGGUGAGGGACGAGGUAUCUACGGCCCUGGAUAUGCCGAGAGACGGCGGGAGAGAAUCAAGGAGGCGUACGGUAUCGAUGUUGCCACAUCCUCCGCUCCUGCAUCAUAGAAACGGUUUCAUUGAAUUUUCCUCUUGCGCAGUCUUCCCUUCCUCCCAUUCCCGAUAUAUUCUUUUGUGUAAAAUUAUUGCGUUACCCAGAUGCCGUUCAGCUAGCAGAUUUGGCACGUCCCCACGAAUGCACUUUUUUCCUACUCGUGUUCUGAUCUUCCCCGGGAGAGAGGGUAUUUCUGUGCAAGUAGUCGCCGAGUGUGGACUUCAUCUACGUAUUAGGCCUGAAUCGGAAGUUAAGGAAGGUCGUCACGGAUUAAGUAAAGUAAAUGAUACGGGCAUACAAGAGCUAGAAUCCGGCAUGCCGCGCGAUCUCUGAAGCGAAG
This is a messenger RNA of Aspergillus japonicus CBS 114.51, 964 nucleotides long. Its product is annotated as Tim17/Tim22/Tim23/Pmp24 family protein. The transcript is spliced from 4 exons. The coding region runs from base 45 to 638 and encodes 197 amino acids. The record is from RefSeq and is a predicted model, not a curated record. Gene Ontology annotation, biological process: mitochondrial respiratory chain complex I assembly. NCBI's taxonomy places the organism in Eukaryota, Fungi, Ascomycota, Eurotiomycetes, Eurotiales, Aspergillaceae.